Messenger RNA from Seminavis robusta, 2097 nucleotides. Lineage: Eukaryota; Bacillariophyta; Bacillariophyceae; Naviculales; Naviculaceae. The record is from the annotation of a GenBank genome assembly.
AUGUCCAACAACAACAAACCAGCAACUGCUGGGGUGAUGCGUUUCUUUCGAAAUAUUGGUGGGAAGAAAGGGACGAUAGAAACGGCAGAGACGGAGGUGGCGACUGUAAAUCAGCAUCCAAUCCCAUUUCCAAAUCUUGUCUCCUCACUCCAGGCCGUUGAUGAUGUUAUCAGUAGCAUCCAGCCAUUACCAUCAUUAACCCCAAAGUCAUUGUCUCGAGCAACAGGGGUAUCAGAAGUGGAACCUGGGGCCUAUCCUGUAGAUGGCCCAAGAAGUAGGCCAUCGACUGGAAGGACACCUGACACGGAAGGGCUGGGGUUGGAAUUUGCGCCUACAUCUCAAAAUGACACAGAUCAUGAUGAGGGUCUUAUUCCUGCUGAUAUUAGCAAUCUGUUGGCCUUCAAUUUCACUAGACACAACACUGAAGAAUCAACGAGGAACGAUGAUGGUCUUAUUCAUGCUGACCCAGUUGACGGCCCGGAAAAUGGGGAGAUUGCAACUGCAGAGCCAAUAACAGCAAAUGCAAGAAGAUUAAGGCAGAAGAAGCUAUGUCUCGACCUCUCCCUGCUAGCCAUUGUUGCCAUUGUCAUUGUUUCAAUCAUCCUUUUAGCAUUUCUUCUUGCUCCAAAAUCAAGCACGCAAACACAGAAUCCAAUACAAGAAAAUCCAGGGACAAUAGAUUCAAUCACACAAGCACCAACAUCGCUAUUGGAAAGACUAAAUCUACCUGAAUACACCCUCAGGGCAAUGGAAAAUCCUAGAUCUCCACAGGCCAAGGCAUACCAUUGGCUAAGCAGCAAUAUCAACAAAUCCAACAACACACAACAUCUCCCAGCAUGGAGGCUGAAGCAAAGGUUUGCACUGACCACAUUUUACUAUUCAACGCGGGGGGAGCAUUGGGUGAAUCUUAGGCAAGGCUGGCUGGAGUGGGACUCCAAUGAGUGCGACUGGGAACGGCAACGAUGGAUUUUGAUUGCACAAGAUGCAAAGGUGGCUUGUAAUGACGAUGGGCAACUCCUUUCAUUGCAAUUUUUUUCUGCCAUCAACUUGGACGGAACACUACCACCAGAAAUAUUCCUGCUUCAUGACAGCUUGCAAAUACUUACAUUAUAUUCGAACCUCCAGCUCGAAGGAAGCAUACCAACGGAGGUUGGGCUAAUGACAAGGCUGACAUCUCUGUUGCUUAGCACAACACACUUGUCUGGCAUACUACCAACAGAACUAGGUCAGCUACAAAGCUUGGAGAAACUAUUGAUCUCAGGUAGCAAGCUUGUUGGGACUUUACCUGCUGAGCUGGGCAACCUAAGCAACCUGACAGAUUUGGGAUUUGAUACAGUGAACUUUUCUGGGUCAAUUCCCACUGAAAUUCUUCAAUUGUCGAACCUGAAGACCUUGAGUUUCUCAGAUUGCCCUGGCUUGGAAAUAACAUCUUUCCUCACUGAGGUAGUUGGAAACCCGCACAAUUUGGAGAUGCUAAGUCUAGGCAAUCGGAAAACUGGGGGGUUCACAUCAAUUCCAUCUGAAAUUGGCAAGCUGACCAACCUGGCACAACUCCUCUUCUCUGACUUUCAACUCAAUGGCACAAUUCCAAGUGAGAUUGGAUUGUUGACAAAGCUAAACUACUUGGACUUGGAGAAGAACUCAAUCUCAGGCACUUUACCAGAAGAGUUAUUACAGUUGUCACAGUUACGGCUGUUGAACAUCAAAUCCAACAAGUUGGAAGGAAAGAUCCUAGAUCAAGGUGGCCUCCACCAACUCAGCAAGCUGUGGGUUUUGCAAAUACAUGACAACCUAUUCUCGGGCUAUCUUGCCACAGAAGUUGGUUUGAUGUCCAGUCUUGACGAGCUUGAACUGCAAAAUACCAACCUAUCGGGGACGCUUCCCACAGAACUUCUUUUGUUGGCCAAGUUGACCAACUUGGUAUUGAUGAACACAUCCUUGGCAGGCAGUAUCCCUCAUGGACUGUGCAACAAGAAACUCCUUCCACAGGAAGAGAAGUGUUUCAGGCAUGGUUGCUAUGGUGUUCCAACGACCAACCUUUCUGCCUGCUAUGGAACAAAUCUGUGUGGCUGUAGUUGUGAUCCUUGCUCCAACUAG